CCGCAGUCGGUCAUCGGUGGCGUCGGUGCCUAGCUGUGCCUAGCGUUCCCGGCUCCCGGCAAUAUUUGUCGCUCAUUAUUGGUAUUUACCAUCAAUUUUCACGACCAUUCUCGACAGGAUAGAGAUCCGGAGAAGACAAUUGAGUUUCGAAGAAAAAUAAGGACGCGACGAGGAACGUCCACGACUCGUCUGACUAUGUUUCGGCGUGCGUUUACAUCGACCUCGCGCAGUGUAUCGCUGCUAUCUCGGCUGUGGAAUGGAUCUAAUGGUGUACUUGCGGGUAAGCAUGCCGAAGAGAAAAUGAUAUCCAUCCUGAGGAACAGGUUUCCGCAAGCUCAGUUGAUUGAAGUCACCGAUGUAUCAGGAGGAUGCGGUGCUAUGUUUGACAUAAAUGUUGUUGCUUUGGAAUUCAAAGGACUAAAUACUGUAAAGCAACAUCAAAUUAUUAAUGAGGUUCUUAAGGAAGAAAUCAAAGAUAUGCAUGGCCUCCGAAUACAUACGAGUAUCCCACCAGUAUAAAUUUUAUUUUUGGACUUUUAAAUUAAUUUUACAGAAAUAAUUAAUAUCGAUUUUAAUGAAUCUAAUAAUGGACGUCUUAGUAUCUCUUUCCAGAGUUUUUAAAAGUAUAUUCAAGAUCAAGAAUUUUUUAAUUUCGGAUGAUAUUAAAAAUAAUUUUAGAUUU
Molecule: messenger RNA, 682 nt
Organism: Mycetomoellerius zeteki
Lineage: Eukaryota; Metazoa; Arthropoda; Insecta; Hymenoptera; Formicidae
Product: bolA-like protein 3
Exons: 4
Coding region: 196-519 (107 amino acids)
Cellular component (GO): mitochondrial matrix
Source: RefSeq, a predicted model, not a curated record